GGUGACUUGGGGACUCAAUGGGGCCGGGACGAACGCUGCUGCUGCGGCCACUGCUGCCGCUGUUGUCCCAGCUGCUCCAGUUGCUACGACUAUUGCAGCAGCAGCAGCAGCCGCAGCAGGGGCGGCUACAGGCGCUGGUGCACCUCCUCCUCCUCCUGCAGCAGCAGCAGCGGGCAAUAUUAAACCACAGUUCGUGUAUCGACACGGCAGUGGCCGUGGUGUGGGCAGCAUGGAAGGAGGAGGAUGUAAUGGGACGAGCGUGAAGUAGUGAGAGAAGAGAGAGCGAGCGGGUGUCUGGUGGGGCCUGCAGCCGCCGCCGUGGACGGGCUCGACACGCGGCCAGCGAGGAGGCUGCGGCUCGAGAGAGGAGGACGCGGGGGGAGACCAUGGCGAGUGGGCGAGUGGCUAGGGGCAUCGUCCCAGCUCUCGUGAAGGCUUUCUAGGCCCCAGCGUCACAGCAAACGCACACUGCUACAGACCGACAAGCGGACGAAUCCACCGACCGACCCCGCCACGUCGCCCGCGGGCCAAGCCAGGAGAAACCGAGAGACGGGCAUCGUUCCAGACGGCGCGGGGAACGGCGACGGCGCCACGAGCACGGGCGCCCGCGCGGAGGCGGAGCCAUGGUGCUGCAGGAGCUGAGCGGGCGCACGCCGACCGAGGUGGUGUCCGAGGGCAACGGGCGGGUGUACACGGAGGGCACGGAGGGGCCCGGCGCCACCGACACCGCCGCCGGCAAGCAGGCGCCGGCGCAGGGCAAGCAGCCGCCGGCGCAGACCGCCGCCAAGACGGCCAUCGUCCUGCUCAACGGUGCCGCUGCGGGUGAGCGAGGUGACCGACAGGAAAGUCCUGGCGCCGAUGGCGGCGGCGGCGGUGGCGGUGGCCGGAAGGUGGAGGGCGUAGAGCUGGCGGAGGUGCGCAGCGCCCAGGAGGAGGACGCCCUGCUCGAGAGCGGCAGCCAGGCCACGGAGAGCGACGACGUUGGCAGCACCGAAGUUGACACGCACAGCACCCACAAGGAGUCCGCCUUCUCCAUCGGCAUGCAGGUGCUGCUGCCCUUCCUGCUGGCGGGGUUCGGCAUGGUCGCCGCCGGCAUGGUGCUCGACAUCGUCCAGCACUGGCCGGUGUUCAAGCACGUGGAGGAGGUGUUCAUCCUCGUCCCGGCCCUGCUGGGCCUCAAGGGGAACCUCGAGAUGACCCUGGCGUCUCGCCUCUCCACCGCGGCCAACAUCGGGCACAUGGACUCUGCCCCGGAGCAAUGGCGCAUGAUCACGAGCAACCUGGCGCUCAUCCAGGUCCAGGCGACGGUGGUCGGCUUCCUGGCGGCGAUUGCCGCCGUCAUCAUGGGCUGGAUCCCCGAGGGCAACUUCGACCUCCACCACGCCGUGCUGCUGUGUGCCAGCAGCGUCGCCACCGCGUUCGUCGCCUCCCUCAUUCUGGGCCUCAUCAUGGUGGGGGUGAUCGUGGGCUCCAAGAAGGUGGGGAUCAACCCCGACAACGUGGCGACGCCCAUCGCAGCCAGCCUGGGCGACCUCAUCACGCUGUCACUCCUCGCUGGCAUCAGCAGGGAACUCUACGGCUAUAUAGAAGUGUUCAAGUUCGUGUCGCCACUCGUGUGCGGCCUCUUCGUGGUGCUCACGCCGCUGUGGGUGAUGGUGGCACGCAGGAGCCCGCAGACGCGCGAGGUCCUCUACUCGGGCUGGGAGCCCGUCAUCAUCGCCAUGACCAUCAGCAGCAUCGGGGGCCUGAUCCUCGACCGCACCGUGUCUGACCCCAACUUCGCGGGGAUGGCCGUGUUCACGCCCGUCAUCAACGGUGUGGGCGGGAACCUGGUGGCCGUGCAGGCGAGCCGCAUCUCCACCUACCUGCACCUGCGCAGCCUCCCGGGUAUCCUGCCGGACGAGGUCAAGUCCACGUGCCCCACGCCCUGCCGCACAUUCUGCAGCGGAGUGGUGAACUCGCGGUCGGCGCGCGUUCUCUUCCUGCUCGUAGUGCCGGGCCACCUCGUCUUCCUCUACACCAUCAACUUCAUGCAGGGUGGACACACAACGCUCACCGCCAUCUUCAUCGUCUUCUACCUGAUGGCGGCGCUGCUGCAGGUGGUGCUGCUGCUGUACCUGGCCGACUGGAUGGUGCACUGGAUGUGGCGGCGGGGCCUCGACCCGGACAACUUCUCCAUCCCCUACCUCACGGCCGUGGGCGACCUCCUGGGCACGGGGCUGCUGGCGCUCAGCUUCCACCUGCUCUGGCUCAUCGGCGACCGUGACACCGACGUGGGGGACUAGACGGCGUUGGGCCGCACGGACGCGGCACCGUUGCGGCUCGACGGGGCGCGGUGUGGCCGCGUGGUGGCGGCGGUGGAUACGGGAGAGAGGCCCGCACAGCGCCGAUGGCCGUCUGACUGGUUCCCCCGCCCCUAUCCAGCCACUGCUGCCACUGGCGAAGAAAACCUUAUUGUCCGUAACGUUCAGUGCACUAGCAAAAUUGUGUCAAUUUACCCAAGCCAGUAAUAAUGUUGAUAUUAAUGAUCAUAAAAAGAAAACCAAAAAAAAACCAGGAAGGAAGCAACUCAAUGAGAAGCACUUAACGUGAACAGGAUUCUUUCCUCCCGUUGUUAAUUUUGUAAUUUUUUUUAAAGUGACUUUGGAAGAUUGGCAAGGAUGCUUGAUUGCUGCGCCGUGCUGCGCCAGACCCUCUUGCCCCGAGGCGCGUCCGCAAAACCACGGCUCUCAGCUGCCGUCUCGCACGCCUGCUGCCACCACCGAUCUCGGAUUACGUGGAGUUGCACGUACUCUCUGUUUUAUCGCCAUCACCGAUACCACCGACGUUGUCACCGUGCGUCUCUCGUGGAGCGUUCCCCUCCCCUUCCCCCCCGGCCGACGCUCGCGCUGUGCGUCCGCUCCACUGUGGCGGAGCGCCCUGGCGGUCCGUCGCGCUUCACCACAGCUCCAGGCCGUGGGACUUGCAAGGUCGUCGCGGGUCCCUGCGGAGUUUGGCGACGUGAGCUGAGAGCGGCGCUUUAACUCUCGCAACUCCUCGCGCCCCGGGGACCAAGGACUCUCUCGAGAUGGCUCGCGUCUGGACAAGCGACGGCGUGCAUCGUUCCGACCGACACGGGUCAGCCCCCGGCCUCGUCGAGGAGUAAAAGUUCUCGGUCUCGCGCGGGUGGCAAGCGCUCGCCUGGGACGCACGGCGCUCUUACCCGCAGCUGGCCCGUGGGACCCGAGCGCUCGCGCGUGGGUGGACUCGUCGCCGGCCUUGACGGCCGCAGCCGGUACGCAGACCAGGGGACGUGUCGGGGACGCGUCCCCAUCGGUCGCGUCGAGAAAAAUGCAGAAGCAGGCACCGCCGCGCGCGCGGCAAGCACGUGUCACUGGAUCGAGCGCGGCGCAGGCUAAAGCGAUUAUCGGCUAAUUCAAUUCCAUUGAAAUGCUGUUUUUAAUUAAGCGGCAAUGUAAUCUGUGCAAUUUAUAGACUGUCUGCUCGAGAAUGAUCGUACGCUCGAUGGAAAUGCAGCGAGUUGCUCACUAAGCAAAUUAAAAUUUAAUUCCGUAGUCGGGGGGGCGGCGCCGCCGCAGGUUCCGAUCGCUCGUGGCUGCCGCGGCGGCCGUCGCUCGCGAAUUAGCGAGCCCGGGCGCUGGUGCGCGGUAGCAGGAGCCUGCUAUCUAUCGCCGCGCUCCCGACGGCGCGUCCAAAGUUUCCGCUUCGUUCGUUGCACCUCGUUUCAACGGCCGACCCGGUCCCGAGUCAAACCCCGUUACGUUUUUGUGUGGUUUCCGGUUGCGGUUUUGAAGCGCACGGAGGCAGCCGGCGUGGGCUAGCGCUCGAGAUCCCUCCGUCAGUAUCGUCGCGUUCGCCCGUCAUGUGCACAACGCACGCGUUCGGCGGGCCGUGAGCAAAUUCAUCAUUGUCCCAAUGAUCUCAGCGAAUCGUUGUCGAGAAACACGCACGCAGAUGUGUGCAAGCAGCAUUAUGGAUCGUCCUUAUCGAGGGCCCCGGCGGGGGUAGGGGAGGGGGGCAUGGACUGCAAAUAGUGCCGGCGUCGUGCGCCGCUCUGAGUUGUGAGGAGAGGGACACGAACGCCCGCAGUGCGGCGCGUCCGCCCCGCCAAGCGGGCAAACGGAAACGCCGCCCCCUCUUCGGCACGCGCCGUCGUCCCUCCUCACCGUCGCACGCACGUGACCCAGUGGUGACCCAGUGGUGACCCAGUGGUGACCCAGCGGUGACCCAGCGGUGACCCGGCGUCACUGAUGACCCCAAGCCCCCCCCCCCACUGCCCCCCUCGCCCCGUGCCAGGCUCCACGGAGCGGCCCUCAGAGUUGAGGCGCGCACGGCACGGCACCGUGCCCUACAAACUCCGGCUACCGUUAGACCCAGUGAGUGUGAGAGAGCACCGGGCCUCGGCAAAGGCCUCCCACGAAUCUCGUUGGUUGUAAUUUUUUUGUUUAAGUCUCCUUUAGAUAUUCCUCCAUCUGUGAUCGUUGUCACGUGACUCUGAAGUCGAAGCCUUAAAAUCGCCGACCUUUUCCGCCCGUGGCAUUGGUCCGCCGUCACAGCGUGUCCGGGUGGGAGCACGCCAGAGCGUCCGCUCACCGCUCGCACGCGGCCGUGAGGUUACAGCGGUCGUGCGCUGCGCAAACGCGGAGGAAGAUUUUCUUUUUUUAUCAAACCCAACCGAGGAAGCUGGAAUGUGUCCAAGCAAACAGCUCUGAGCACUCGGGUGAUCAUGACAUGGCGUGCUGAGAGGGGGCCCUUUUAGUUAGAUGAGUCAUUAAGCAAGCCGUGUGCCUUCCUGGCUCAUUAAAGUCAGCCGCUGUGCAAUUACAUGCGACGCUAUGCAUGCACUUCUGUGGUAACGUUCGCUCGCUCGCUCCUCUCUAACACUCUGUCUCGCUCUCUCUCGCUCGCUCUCUCGCUCGCUCGCUCUCUCGCUCUCGCUCUCUCGCAGCCCAAGGACAAAGCUAGACGGUAAUUGUUACUGAAGAGACUGAAGGCCAGCAAGAUUGAAAUUGUUCUCGUAUUCAUGACGAUAAGACUUUCAUAUUUUUUUUUUGGACGAGCUUGUGAAAUCUAUUAAGUAUUUUAUCAUGGACGGUCAUCGGUAACUAAGUGAGUCGAUGAAGAAUUUAGUUCCGCCUUUUACUCGACAAGUUUUUACACGAUUGUGGAUGAUUUAAAUUUCACGAAGGGUGUCCCCACCUAGUGGUGCAAGUCCGUGAUGAAGAUAUGGACACCUUUUAAGAGUUUUAACAAAUGUACGUUUUUGUUUGUUUAAAAAAAAAAGUACAUUUUGAAUCUUGGAGAAGGAUGAUCGCAAAUCACAUUGUCAUCGUUUACAACGAGAAUCAUUACGGUGAGAAAGAGAAACGGCGCGGCCGUUUUUGAGGUCGCACCGCGCGUUGUUUAAGAACGAUGUCCGAAGUUUCGGCACGACCCGGUAACACGCGGGAGAACUGCACGUCAGUACAACCGCCACGUACAGAGUAGUACACUAUAUAUAUUUAUUUUUUAUGUGCCACUCCCAGUAUUUCAUCCCAAUUGAAAAAAUAUUUUUAAGGACAUGGUUCAGUAAGUUUCCCCGCGGGCAUUUCUAGGAAUACAUUAGCUGGUGGCUUCCCCCCCUCUUCCCCCCAUGCUCACAUUUAUUAUUUAUGAAGCGUCAUCACCAUACAUCUGAAUCCCUUAAUUAAAACACCCCCGCGCCAUGAAGGGGCGGUGUGCAGACACACACGAGAGCCUCUUCAAGUUGCCUCUGCCAGCCCGACGUGUGGGACUAGCAAUCCUGCGCGGUUACAGAUCGCUCCGUUCCCCAUCUAGGUCAGAGCCACGCUCACGACAGAGAGAGGGAGAGGCUCCGUCCGCCAAAUUGCCCGCGGCCUAUCGCUGCGCUGCCACCCGCCCGCCCGCCCGCUCGUUUUAGUAAUUUUAGUUUUUUGCCAAACUGGAGCCUGCAGGCCCUCGUCUCCGUGACGGGGCUUCCUUUGAUCUUGUCGGCUGCGAACGUCGUCUGCGAACGUUUGCCAAAGCUGCGCUUAAUCCGGUGCGCGCGUCGCAUUUCACGAACUCUGAUGACGCGCAGCUGCGGGUCGAGGUUUAACCCCGGGGCCUCGCCCCACACGGCCGUGCCUCGCUCCCUCGCCGCUCCGCCCGAGAGAUGUGCAGCGGUACCAAGGUCGCGUGAAUUGAGCUGUUACCGCCGAAGCUGCGUCUCCUGCCCCCCCCCCCUCACCCUCGUCUUGACCCCACCACAACCACCACCACCACCCACUUGCGCCCCCACCCUUAGUGGCAUCUGCAUCCCCGGGCAGCCCAGCGGCCACCACGCCAAGCUAAGUGGGGCCCUGUCGGUCGUCAUCUCGAGUGUUGCUGGGAGCAAUGUGCUGGCCAGCGCUCGGAGACUACCACAGCGGCUCCCCAACCAGACCACGUAACCCUCCAACCAGACCAGGGACUACCCAACCGACAGCGUUGUCUUGAACAAGCGGUGGGGUUUUAACUGCGUUUGUGCCCCUUCAAAGAGCAGGGCCAAUCUCACAGCCUUGCAACAAAUUCCACAUGCGGGCAGAUACCUGGCCAGCGAACGUGUGUGUGUGUCGGUUCAUAGGUGCUCGCUAACAGCACUUGCCCCUACAGUUUGUUAAAGCUAUAUGGGGGAUCUUUGUCUGUUGCCGUUGUGGUUCUUGUAAAACAAAAAAAGUACCUUGGUUGUGGAAACCCCCCAUUGAUUAAUACGAGGUUGAUUUUUGAGAUCUCUUCCCAUUCAAAAAGAGGGCCCUGUUUCACACGUGGCGUUGUUAUUGUUUCGAUUUAAAGCUUGUUAUUGUUGUCAGUGCUCUCAUCGUGAAAACUACUGGGCCAAUGAUACCUGUGCUACUUUUUGUACAUAGUGGCUGGGAGCGUCGAUUUUUUUUCCUUCUUCCUAAAAGUGGCCGUUUGGUAAAAAAAAUAAUUGUAGCACUUUCUAAAAAAAUAGCGUUUGGGAAAAAGCGUAAGUUUUAAUUUAACGCCAAACAUAGAACAAAUAUAUAUUUUAUUUUUUAAAGCAUCGCCCAGUGAGCAGUGGGUUUGGAAUAAGGCUGCUCUCCUCCGUUAGGUUUUCUUACAAAAACAAAAAUAAUAGCCAGCACAUGUUCGGUUACGUUUUUGUUUGUACAUUAUAUAUUCUUACACGGGCACACACAAAAAGCACAUUCACACAUACACACAAUGUAUACAUUGUAAAAUACAUUACAGCUAUGGUGUUGUACGCACAAACACACGUUGUUUUAUACCCAGUAAACCCACAAUACAGACGUACAGUCAAGUACAUUGUGCUCACCCGCUCACCUCCACCUGCUCACCCCCACACGCUCACCCUCACCCGCUCACCCGCUUACCCCCACACGCUUACCCCCACCCGUUCACCCCCACACGCUCACCCUCACCCGCUCACCCUCACCCGCUCACCCGCUUACCCCCACACGCUCACCCCCACCCGCUCACCCCCACCUGCUCACCUUCACCCGCUCACCCGCUUGCCCCCACCCGCUCACCCGCUUACCCCCACCCGCUUGCCCUCACCACUCACCCCCACCCGCUCACCCCCACCCGCUCACCCCCACCCGCUCACCCCCACCCGCUCACCCCCACCUGCUCACCUUCACCCGCUCACCCCCACCUGCUCACCCCCACCCGCUCACCUUCACCCGCUCA
Lethenteron reissneri (Far Eastern brook lamprey) is the source of this 7692-nucleotide messenger RNA. RefSeq names its product solute carrier family 41 member 1-like. Gene Ontology annotation, cellular component: plasma membrane. Lineage: Eukaryota; Metazoa; Chordata; Hyperoartia; Petromyzontiformes; Petromyzontidae. The record is from RefSeq and is a predicted model, not a curated record. Gene Ontology annotation, molecular function: monoatomic cation transmembrane transporter activity. Gene Ontology annotation, biological process: monoatomic cation transport.